Molecule: messenger RNA, 1269 nt
Organism: Theobroma umbraticum
Lineage: Eukaryota; Viridiplantae; Streptophyta; Magnoliopsida; Malvales; Malvaceae
Gene: SAG29
Product: senescence-associated gene 29
Biological process (GO): carbohydrate transport
Cellular component (GO): membrane
Molecular function (GO): sugar transmembrane transporter activity
Source: RefSeq, a predicted model, not a curated record
GCGCAUGACAUACAAAGGCUUUCGGGUCUCCCGAGAGUGUGAGAAAGAAAGCUAGGGUUCCCCUUUCAUGCCCCCUGCCUUCUUCUGUUUCUAAUCGGACACUUUUUCUGACGCCCCUCAAAUUGUUUUCUUUCUGUUUAGCAGAGAGAUGGCCGUAAUGGGUGAUCACCAUUCUUGGGCUGUUGCAUUUGGUGUCUUAGGUAACAUCAUCUCAGUCCUUGUAUAUCUGGCUCCAGUACCAACAUUCUACCGAAUUUACAGAAAGAAAUCAACAGAGAGUUUCCAAUCACUUCCGUACCAAGUGGCAUUGUUCAGCUCCAUGCUAUGGCUCUAUUACGCGUUGAUCAAAAAGAAUGCUCUCCUUCUCAUCACCAUCAACUCCUUUGGAUGUAUUGUAGAGACUAUGUACAUAUCUAUGUACAUAGCUUAUGCAUCAAAGAAUAGCAGGAUGUCAGCUAUGAAACUUUUUGUUGGUGUGAACGUGGGGCUGUUUUCUUUAAUCCUUAUUCUGACGUACUUUCUGGUGAAAAGUUCAAUUCGUAUCCAGCUUCUUGGUUGGAUUUGCGUUGCCAUCUCUGUAUCUGUCUUUGCAGCACCUUUGAAUAUUGUCGCACGAGUUAUUCGAACGGGGAGUGUUGAGUUCAUGCCUUUCAACUUAUCAUUUUUCCUCACAUUGAGUGCAAUUUUGUGGUUUGCCUAUGGACUAUUCAUUAAAGAUCUUUGUGUUGCUCUUCCGAAUAUCCUAGGCUUCGUCUUGGGGAUGCUCCAGAUGCUGCUGUACGCAGUUUACAGAAACACCAAAAAGGCCACAGAGGAGAAGAAGCCCCCAGAACAAUUGAAAACUGUUGUUGUCCUGAGCACAAUAGCCACCUCGGAAGUCUAUCCUGUUGAUAUUCAACCAGAUGCUAACACUAAUAAGGCAACAGAGAACGAACAGACAGGGGAGCCUGAUAAACCUGAGAAAAGCUUGGAAGAUUCCAGUGAUCUCCAAUCAAAUGAAUGUCCUGUUUGAUUAAAUGGCAUGUACCCAGUUCACCAUUUUGUUGAGAGUUCUGAUGCUGAAACCGCCUUCCACAUUUGUUUUUCCAUCUUGUUUUUGCCCCACCCCUCACCACCCUAGCCUUUGUACAUACAACAAAUGAGCCAGGGGCCACUAAAAUGACUAUGUAUUGUGCCUAUCUCAGUUCGCCCCAUGUUUAAUUAUCUUGUAUGCCAGUAAUCCUGAAUAUGUACUAUUGUUUUGAAAUACGAGAAUGACUUCUUUCCCCA